Messenger RNA from Dicrocoelium dendriticum, 681 nucleotides. The record is from the annotation of a GenBank genome assembly. Lineage: Eukaryota; Metazoa; Platyhelminthes; Trematoda; Plagiorchiida; Dicrocoeliidae.
AUGCGCCGCCCAUUAUUUCGGUAUCUUCGACACGGAGUACCCAUAACUCUGAGGAUCGCUAUUAAUUGUCAGAUUUGGCGCUGGCCUGUCCAUCGUGACCUACUUCUCGUCAAAUUGUGUUUGCUCCCAGUUGGGCUAGCCGUAAUGAUCACGUGGGUUUGCUUCCGCAAUGAUUCCCGCAUCGGAUGGCCACUACAAUCUGUCAUUGGCAUCAUAUUCGUCGCUUGGAUUCUGAGUUGCAACGUGCCAUGUCCUUCCCUUAAGCUCAUCACCUCUAUUUUCGCCCUGUUCGUGCUGUACGAUGUGUUUUUCGUUUUUAUCACUCCCUACUUCACAUCACACCACAGUCGAACGGUGGAACCCAGUUCUGUCGCUGCACAAGGGUCACUCCGCCUUCCUCGUUCUACUGAUCUCCAAGAGAGCUACAUGGAAGCUAUCGCCACAGGAUCGGCUGGCAAAAGUGGUGAGAAUUUACCCGCCAGUUUCCGAUUCCGUGUUCUCCUUCCUUCUGGCGUAUUCGGAUGUUCCACCCACGAGUAUGGAAUGCUUUUAGGAUAUGGGGAUGCCGUAUUUCCAGGGCUUUUGUCUGCUUAUUUGGCUCUGUUCGACUCCGUGUGGCAUAUUCGGUUUCGGAGGAAUUACUUGGCCUCUCUCUUCGGUACAGUCUCUACUGAUUCUUAA